Messenger RNA from Platichthys flesus (European flounder), 1704 nucleotides. It is a transcript of the gene hcar2, whose product is annotated as hydroxycarboxylic acid receptor 2-. The record is from RefSeq and is a predicted model, not a curated record. The coding region runs from base 37 to 933 and encodes 298 amino acids. Gene Ontology annotation, molecular function: G protein-coupled receptor activity. NCBI's taxonomy places the organism in Eukaryota, Metazoa, Chordata, Actinopteri, Pleuronectiformes, Pleuronectidae. Gene Ontology annotation, biological process: phospholipase C-activating G protein-coupled receptor signaling pathway; positive regulation of Rho protein signal transduction. The transcript has a single exon. Gene Ontology annotation, cellular component: membrane.
GGUCUCCUCUGAGGACUUCACUGUAAUCAGGCCGUCAUGGAGGUUCCAUACCCCAACUCCUCUUUGCUCUACCUCUCUCUCAGCCCCUUAAAUCACAGCGGUGGAGAGGAGACAGUGUACGAGCAAUGCAAAGACAUGCCCGCCGCCAUCAUUUGGUACCUGGGCCUGCAGUUCAUUAACAUGUUCCUGGGCAUUCCGACCAACCUCACGGUGCUGUGGCUCAUCCACAAGAACAAGGGCGACUCCUCCACCUCGGACAUCUUCAUCCUUCAACUGGCUAUCCUAGAUGUGCUCUUCUGCCUCACCCCUCCUCUGGAGCUGGCCAACAUAGUCUUCAUCACCACCAGCAGCACCUGGUACGUCCUGCGGUUCUUCUACGGCAUGAAGGACUCCUCGCCGCUCCUCCUCGCCUGCAUCUGCCUGGACCGUUACAUGGCUGUUGUCCACCCCAUCACCUUCACCGAGCUCAAGGACCGACAGCACAGAGCGGUCCUGGCCAUGCUGGUCUGGCUGUUCAUCCUGGGCUACGCUGCCGCCAAGUGCGUGGGCAACAUCCCCAACUUCGAGAAGGUCUUCACGGCGAUGAUCCUCGCCGCGUUCACCUUCAUGGUCUUCUGCAACAUUGCCAUUCUCUGGGUGCUGCGGCAGUCUGGGCCCGGCAGAGACGAGAUGCACCCAGUGAAGAAGAGGGCCUUCAAAAUGGUCCUCAUCAUCCAGGCCAUCAUAGUGUUCAACUACUUCCCACCUGUGGCGCUGUUCCCCUUCCAGGACUACUUCUCUGCCGACGUGUUCCGCUGCUACAUCCACUACGUGGCCUUCGGCCUGAUGGACUUCAGCAGCACCAUUCAGCCCAUGCUCUACCUCUCCAAGGAAAAGAUGCCACCGAGCCUCAACUGUUGUCACACCAGCACGACUCACAACCUACAAGCCUAAAGGUGCGGCUUCUGUCUCUGUGCCACCCGAGUGUCGUAAUGUGCAAGAUGAAUUAUUUCACCAUACCGAUAUGGUGAAAUGCAAGAUAAUAGAUUUUGAGUUCUUCAAUUACGAAACCUUUGAAUGUGUUAGUUUUUCCGAUGUUUUUUUUUACUUUGUGAAACGUUCAUCACUUCAGCAUACUUUCCGCUAGAGACGUCAUUUCAACUUAAAACUUUAAAUUUGGAUUCAGCUUUUUUUAUAGCUUGUAAACAUUUUAAAUUUUUGCCGUUUGUAUUUUCAUGCUUUUAGUCGGACUGAGUUUAUAAUAUACAAUAUGCCUACUCGUAUAUUCUACUAUCACUGGCAAUAACUCCUGCAUCUCUAUUGUCAUUGCUGCACCCUUCAUCUCUUUCAGACAUUGUCUUACGUGUUAAUACUUUAUAUACUGACACCCCUUUCCAUUAUGUUAGAAACUUGUUGGUAGUUUUUACUCACUGUACUUCACACUUGAAUAGGAUGAAGUACAGUGGAUGUUGUUCAUUGUUAGUGGAAUCAGGUUAGAAUUUGAGGUGCUUCGGCUGCUCUGCCUUUCUCAAUUACAAUUACACAAUUUAAAGAUUACAUUUUAGGAUAAUCUGAACUGUUUCACACUGUGAGAAUUUAUGCACUUGCUGGUUUUCAAUGUUCAUGGCUUAAUCAACAAGUUGAGUCAUCAACUUUUCCAUAUAGUUCAAUGUUGUAUCACCUUAUUUGCUGCACUUUACCUUUGAUUGUACAAUAAAACCACAA